CCUCAAACCCCGCCUCUUCUCGCCGGCGGCCUCCUCCUCCUCCUCUCGCCGGUCAUCUCCUCUUCUUCUCUAUCGUGAAAUUGGUGUUCUAUUGCUGUGAUUUCUUCUCCAGAUCCGAUUUGAUCGCUUAUUCUGAGGCGGAGAACCUUCAAUGGCGAAAGCGAGAGACAAAUCUAAGCCCUCAGCUCCGUCCAAGAAGAAAGGAAAGAAGCGGGGUGUAAAUGGUCCUGCGGUUGCCGCCAUGAAGUCCUCGAAAGCUUCAAAACCAAAUCCAUUUGAGACUAUCUGGUCUCGCAGCAAAUUCAGUAUUAUUGGCAGGCGCGGUAAGGGUGAGGAACGCCGCGUCGGGCGUGCUCGAUCACAAGCUAUUGAGAAGAGGAAUAAGUCACUGUUGAAGGAGUAUGAAGAGAGUGGCAAGUCAUCAAAGUUCAUUGAUAGGAGAAUUGGAGAGAAGGAUGACACACUUCAAGACUUUGACAAGGCUAUCCUCCGUAUGCAACGCCAGCGGCAGUUAAAGUUGAAAAGAUCAAGCAAGUUCAAUUUGCCUGAUGAAGAAGAAGAUGAUGAUGAUGAUUCCGCCUUUAAUCAAUCACAUUCACUUUCAGCAAAAGAUGAUUUUGAGGACAAUGUUUCUUUAGAUGAUGAGGAUGAAGCUGAGGAGUACAUACGGCUCUCGAAUGUCGCAGACUCCUCAAAACAUUUUCCGUCACAUGAUAUGAAUGACUCAUUGGAAACUAGCUCCCAGGAUGGAAAUGAGAAUACCCAUAAAACCAAGAAACAAGUGAUGAUGGAGAUUAUUCAAAAGAGUAAAUUUUUCAAGGAACAAAAAGCGAAGGACAAAGAAGAGGAUAGACACCUAAUGGAAAAAUUGGAUGAGGACUUCAGGUCAUUGGCUCAAUCAGAAGCGUUACGUUCCUUAACUCAACCAACUAAGAUGAAUGCUCUAAAGGCUCUAUUGAACAAGAACCCCACAGGGAAAACUAGCAAAGAAGAAAAAACUACAGUGGAUAAGGAAUUGUUUAAGAAGGAACAACCUGAUGCAUAUGACAAACUCGUCAAAGAGAUGCUGCAUGAUAUUCGUGCUCGGCCGUCUGACCGGACAAAAACUCCUGAGGAAAUAGCACUAGAAGAAAAAGAAAGGCUUGAAUUGUUAGAGGAGGAGCGUAAGAAUAGGAUGCUUGCGGCUGAUGACUCUGAUGAGGGCAGCGAGGGUAGUGAUAAUGAUGAACUGCCAGAUAUAAAGAAGCGCAAAACCUUAUCUGGCGAUGAUCUUGGAGAUUCAUUUUCUGUGGGUGCGGAAACAGCAAAUAAAAAGGGGUGGGUUGAUGACAUUUAUGAAAGAGAAGAUGCAGCAGGUGAUAAAGAUAAAGAUGUCACUUCAGAGGGUUCAGAUAGUGAGGAAGAUGAUCAAGGAGCAGAUAGUGAUGAAGAUGACAGUAGUGGCAAUGAAUCUGAUGCCAUUCCCUCUGUGAAAGAUUGGGAGCAAAGUGACGAUGAUGCUCUGGGCACAAAUGAUGAAGCUGAACUUGAAGAAAAGGAGUUGAAUGACAAUGAUGCAAAGGGCAUGAAAGUCAGGAAAAUGAAUUCAGAUAAUCAGAAGGCGGAUGUUGCUAGGAGGCUUCUUUCAAAACAAGAGACACUUCCUUACGUUAUUGAAGUCCCAAAAAACUUGGUGGAAUUAUGCUCAUUGCUGGAUAAUAGGUCAGAUGCAGAAGUAGUUGAGGCAAUUAAUCGAAUUCGAGCCUGCAAUUCAAUAAAACUCACUGCUGAAAACCGUUGGAAAAUGCAAGGAUUUUAUGGUGUCCUAUUGCAGUAUUUUGCAACUUUAGCAUCUCGAAAGCCAUUAAAUAUUGGGAGGAUAAAUUCUCUUGUGAGACCAUUGAUGGAGAUGAGUGGAGAAACCCCAUUUUAUGCUGCUAUUUGUGCGCGAGAACGUCUGUCACACAUACGAACUAGAUUUUGUACAGAUAUCAAGCUUCAAGAUAAGAGCAGCUGGCCAUCUUUGAAGACCUUGUUGCUGUUGAGAUUGUGGUCAUUGGUAUUUCCAUGCUCUGACUUCCGUCAUGCAGUCAUGACGCCCGCCGCUCUUUUGAUGUGUGAAUAUCUGAUGCGCUGCUCCAUAGUUUCUGGUCAAGACAUUGUUGUUGGGUCAUUCUUGUGUUCUAUGAUGCUAAAUGUUUGUAAACAAUCUCACAAGUUCUGUCCUGAGGCCCUGAACUUUCUGCAAGUUCUACUGAUAUCUGCCAUAGAUUUAAAGCCUGGACGGAAGAAUCUUUCGCAGAUGUAUCAUACUAUAGAGCUAAAAACAACUAAACCUUGGCUGCGAAUCUGCAGCCAAGAGUCUGAGGUGCACGCUCUUGAUUUUUUUGAGGUCAUGAACAUGGAAGCAGAGUCCACAUAUUUUUCAUCUGAUGACUUCAGGGCCUCUGUUCUUGCAUUCAUGGCUGAAAUAUUAAAAGGAUUCAUCAGCAUAUACGAAGGAUUAAGUUCAUUUACAGAAAUAUUUUCUCCAAUUUCUGGUUUAUUACUUGCAGUUCUGCAGAAUGACAACAUUCCACAAUUGUUACGAAACAAUUUGGAAGAUAUUGUCGAAUUCAUAAAGAAGAAAACUGAUGAACACCAGAAACUGAGGCAACCAUUGCAGAUGCGAAAACAGAAACCAGAGCCUAUCAAACUCUUAAAUCCAAAAUUCGAGGAAGACUUUGUAAAGGGUAGGGAUUAUGACCCUGAUCGAGAAAGAGCAGAGAUGAAAAAGAUGAAGAAACGGUUGAAGAGCGAAAAGAAAGGCGCAAUGCGUGAGUUGCGUAAAGAUAAUCACUACUUAUUCCAAGUUAAACAAAAGGAUAGAAUGAGGGAGGAAGAAGAAAGAACAGAGAAGUAUGGGAAGGCAAUGGCUUUUCUCCAAGAACAAGAGCAUGCAUUUAAAUCAGGGCAACUCGGAAAAGGCAGGAAAAGAAGAAGAUGAACAACACAUCAUGACUAGGCAAGUUCCGGCUUUUCCAUGGCUUUUCUCCUAGAACUGGAGCAAGCAUUUAAAUCCGGGCAACUCGGAAAAGGGAGGAAAAGAAGAAAAUGAACGCAUUAUGAUUGUGCAAGUUCCAGCUUUCUUGUGCUUGUAUUUUGUAUAUUUUGUUAUUUUGAGUUAUUAAUGUGAGGAAUUCAUCGCUUA
Molecule: messenger RNA, 3169 nt
Organism: Dioscorea cayenensis subsp. rotundata (Guinea yam)
Lineage: Eukaryota; Viridiplantae; Streptophyta; Magnoliopsida; Dioscoreales; Dioscoreaceae
Product: nucleolar protein 14
Exons: 14
Coding region: 152-2965 (937 amino acids)
Biological process (GO): maturation of SSU-rRNA
Cellular component (GO): Noc4p-Nop14p complex; nucleolus; small-subunit processome
Source: RefSeq, a predicted model, not a curated record